AUGGAAACUGCCCAGAGCCUUUCUUCCCUCCCUUGUUCAUUCCAUGGCGCUUCCUCCCAACACAACUCCCAACAGCCCUGGGAGGGAGGCCAGAAGGAGAAGCACGGAAAAUGCUCCAAGGCGACUUAUUUGAUUGCAUUUCUAUCCCGCCUUUUUCUCCGAGGAGCCCAAGGUGGCACAGAUGGUUCUCUCCCUCCUCGUUUAAUCCCCACAGCAACACUGAGGUAGGUUACUCUGGCAGGCACUGAUUGACACACACACCCGACGUCACCCUUAAUGGCCGAGGGGGGAUUUGAACCCUGGUCUCCCAGGUCACAGUCCAACACUCUAGCCACUGCACCACACUGCCUCUCCUUCGACUUUGCUAUGGCAGAAAAUCCUGCCUGGAGCCUCCCAUCUUUUGGACCUGACCUUCGGCACACUUGCCCCCCCAAAAUUAGUUACCUUUGUUUGGAGGAAAAAUAUCUGCUACUUUCCCCUUUUCUUCUUCUUUUUUAAAGGCAUGCCUUCUCCAAAGUGUACAUGUGAUCUUCUCUUUUGCCCCUGGGAUAUUUCUAAUCUAACAUCCAGGCUUUUAAGGCAGAAUUUCCUAUUUGAUCUAGGAUCAAGGGGUCAGCAAACCUUUUCAGCAGGGGGCCGGUCCACUGUCCCUCAGACCUUGUGGGGGGCCAGACUAUAUUUUUUAGGGGGAGAGGGGAUGAACGAAUUCCUAUGCCCCACAAAUAACCCAGAGAUGCAUUUUAAAUAAAAGCACACAUUCUACUCAUGUAAAAACAUCAGGCAGGCCCCACAAAUAACCCAGAAAUGCAUUUUAAAUAAAAGGAUACAUUCUACUCAUGUAAAAACAUGCUGGACCAUCCGUGGGUCGGAUCUAGAAGGCGAUUGGGCUGGAUCCUGCCCCUGGGCCUUAGUUCACCUACCCAUGAUCUAGGAUUUGGUUCAAGCCCCAACAGAACCUGCCGCUCACUCAUCCCUUGAAACCUUUGUGCAACUGAUGCAAUAUGCAAUCUCCCUCCAUUCCCCAUCCUGUCUGUUUCCCCUAUGAUCUCAGGAGAACUGAAUUUAUUCUGUUUAUAAUUUGCCAGCUUGUUAAAUGCCUCCCAUGGCAGCGGUGCGGAGGAGGAAGGCCCCGCUGGAAGAUUGGUCCUUUGCAUAAAGGAGAUCCGUAGUUUUGUAUUAAGGCUGGAACUAAAUUAUUUUAGGCGUGAAGCCCAGGAGACAGCACCGCAGACUGUUCUGCCGGGAGCCCAGGGGGAUGAACUAAAUGACCUAACAGGAUUCCCCCCAUCUUUUACCCUUGACACUUCAAAGGGCUCCCUAAAGGCGGGACCCCCUAUCUGUCCUCUUUUCCAUGCAAAAACCUAAGAUCUGCCUGCUUGACAGCUUCCAAACAUCGCGUGCUGUGCGGCACCUUUCUUCCUCUAAUUCCAUCUUCCUGCAGCUGGUGACCUGUAGGAGUUUUGCAGCUGAUGGAAGCUGUAAUAAUAAUAAUAAUAAUUUUUUAUUUAUACCCCGCCCUCCCCAGCCAAGGCCGGGCUCAGGGCGGCUUACAAGCAAUAAUAAAAACAAGUUGAAUGAUUACAACUUAAAAACAAAAUUAAAAUACAACAUUAAAAUAUUGAAACAUUAAAAUAUUAAAAUGUAGCCUCAUCGCAGGAGGAGAAGGAAAAGAAAAAAGAGAGGGAGGGAAUCAAAUUGGCUCCAAGCCAAAGGCCAGGCGGAACAACUCUGUCUUACAGGCCCAGCGGAAAGAAAUCAGAUCCUGUAGGGCCCUGGUCUCAUGAGGCAGAGCGUUCCACCAGGCCGGAGCCAGUGUUGAAAAGGCCCUGGCUCUGGUUGAAGCUAAUCUAACUUCCUUAGGGCCCAGGACCACUAGGGUGUUGCUAUUUAUGGACCUUGAGGCUCUCCGUGGGGCAUACCGGGAGAGACGGUCCCGUAGGUACGAGGGUCCUAGGCCGUGAAGGGCUUUAAGGGUCAAAAGCAGCACCUUAAAUCUGACCCUGUACUCCACCGGGAGCCAGUGCAGCUGGAAAAGCACUGGGUGAAUAUGCUCCCAUGGCAGAGACCCCGUGAGGAGCCUCGCUGCAGCAUUCUGCACCUGCUGGAGUUUCUGGGACAGCUUCAAGGGCAGCCCCGAAUAACAGUAGUCAAGUAGAGCGAAUUACAGUAGUCAAGCCAGGAGGUGACCGUCGCAUGGAUCACUGUGGCCAGGUCGGGGCGGGAAACGUAAGGGACCAAGUGCUUGAUGCGGCGAAGGUGGAAAAAUGUAAUGCAGUGGUGUCAUAGACUGGCUGGAUGCAGAGAAGCUGGGGAACCCCAAAGGGAACCCCCAGGGAAGAAGGGUCUUAGAAUCAUAGAAUCAAAGAAAAGCCCCAAACGACUAGGGCCCCAAUUAUCUCAGGGACAGCCGGAUUCCUUAUGCUUCACCUCAGUCACUGAGAACCUCUGGUGGUUCCCAGCACCCCUGAGUUUUAACUAGUCUUCACUAGGGAUGUACCCUAUAGUGUGACAGGCCAAGCCCUGUGGAACUCCCUGCUACUAGAGGUUUGUCAAGGACCAGACCUCCUUUCCUUCAGAAAUCUUUUGAAAACUUUGUUUAAACAGACAACAUGAUUUUAACCAAUUAGUAUUGAUUGAUAUUCCUUGAUGUUUUAUGGAUCUUUUCUUGAUUCUCCCGUCUUUAUUUUCCCACUUGCUAUAUUUCUACAAAGGGCAGAUUAUAAAAUUUGUAAGUAAAUAAAUAAAUCAACAUGUGGCCUUCCAGCCCCCUGCAGCGCGAGAAUCUUUUUGCCCAACAACCCUGGGAGGCUCAUGCUACGGACUGAGCUAUCUGUUUGUUUGCAAGCUGUAUUGCUUCUAUCUUGCGUGUGAGGAUCUUGGUGGUCUCUCUCCCCCCCCCCCCCUCCCCGGUUAGCUUCCUUUGCUCACUGGGUGUAAGCAGCGCUGGAUUUCCCAGCUGGCAGAUGAAGAAUGUGCUUAGGGCACCAGCAAAGCAGGGUCACCCAAAAAUGAGCUUUUGUUUGUUUAUUAAGUAUCAAAUGUCUAAUUCUUAACAAACACUGAAGCAGUCUAUUACAGGGAAACUCAGAGCUUUGUUCGACUUCCUUAAGAUUUCACACUCUUGCCUCAUUUUUCUCUUCUCUUUAUAGUACUUAUCCCCACCUAAACCCAGGGAUGACCUAGCAGUGUAGAUUCAAAUAAGGCAAGAAAAUAAAUUCCUGUCAUGUGUGGCAAUAAAUCUAUGGGGGUUUGUAAAAUUUCAUGCUUCUGUUUUGCAUGACAUAUGGGGGCACUAUGGUAUUUUCAGCGCUUAGGGGUCUUAAUGCAGUCCCAGGCCAGAUUUGAAUGUGUCUGUGGGGGUCCAUAACAGUUGUCAUGCCGGGCAGCCCUGAAGGGACCUCUCUGUGUAGUUUUCAAAUUCUGCAACAACUUAAGAAGAAUUGAAAACAAAGUCUGGAGAUCACCUUCUAGUUAUGCUCCCCAAACAGUAAGGCAUUGUGGCUCUGAUCUAUGUGCAUAAUGUGAUAGGAAUUUUGAGGUCUUAGAUAUAUGGUAAUGUUCAUAAGUGUACCAACCAAGCAUGUACAUAGAUCAGCACAGGAAGACCAACCUGGAACCGUUUUGAUUCAUUUUGAGCAAAUGAUUUCUCUGCAAGGUCAAAAUGGGAAACCUCCCCAUUGUUUCUUUCCUCACAAACCCUGUCUUAAGGGUAUAUCUGUGUUUGAAUAGGGUGUGAGCCUGUGCCUGGCCCAGGAACUAAGUAUUUAUCAUUACAAAAGAGUGGCUAGGCUCCCCAGGCAAUCCAGUCAAGUAACCUGCCAGACAGGAGAUAAACAAUGACAGGAGAAAAACAACAUUCAAAUUUCUGUUUUAGACCACCUUUUCUGUGAUGUAGGUAUGAUGUAUCUGAGGGGUGGUCUUAGGUUACACCCCUUCUGUGAUGUAUGUAUGAUGUUUCUGGGGGUGGUCUUGAUCUAGGUAAAGGUAAAUGGACCCCUGACCAUUAGGUCCAGUCGUGACCGACUCUGGGGUUGCGGCACUCAUCUUGCCUUAUUGGCUGAGGGAGCUGGCGUACAGCUUCCGGGUCAUGUGGCCAGCAGGACUAAGCCACUUCUGGCGAACCAGAGCAGCGCACGGAAACGGCGUUUACCUUCCCACUGGAGCGGUACCUAUUUAUCUACUUGCACUUUGACGUGCUUUUGAACUGCUAGGUGGGCAGGAGCAGGGACCGAGCAAUGGGAGCUCACCCCGUCGCAGGGAUUCGAACCACCGACCUUCCGAUCAGCAAGUCCUAGGCUCUGUGGUUUAACCUACAGCGCCACCCGUGUCUUGAUCUACAGGGUAGCAAUUUCAAAAGUCUUUAUAAGGCCUUGUGUGCCAUUGUUAUGGGUUCCUCCUUCUUUCCUGUGAGUGAGGGGAGCACCCUGUUGCAACAGAUCAAUAAAGAUCAAGCUUACUAGCUGCUUUGCUUCUCAAUAUUCUCUGGUUGGCCUCUGUUAUUUUCUCCUACCAAUAGGGAACCUAUGUAGGGACUCUAUAUGGGCUCUUGGAUACCCCAUAAGGGAAAAAGGGCAAUUUUUGUUUACAACAAUAACGUGUGCUGGUUCAUAGUAAAAACAGAUUUCCAAAAAUGCUUUCAGUGUUCAGGUGAAAGUUUAUUUGCAUUUGCUGUUUUUUGCUUUUUUGUGUAUUUUUUAAGAGCAAUCAAAGGAGACAAAAGCUGUUUAAGGAGUUUCAGAUGCAGAUAUUUAGCAGUCGUAUCUUGCUUGGCAACCCAGUGACAGCCCAGGCCUCUCGCCUGACUCAGCUCAGUCGCUUUCAUACCGCACUAUCCAUUAGGUCAAGAAGAAGAGCAUCUACCAUCAUCUGUACAGAGGAACAUGCAGCAUGAGCAGAAGGCGGCACCGUUGGGAAGGGGUCAGCUGCUGACUCGUCAAACUCUCUUGAAGACAGCAAGUAUUCAAAGGUUUAAAAACCAAAGUACAAUACAAAAAGGAAGAUAUAAAAUUGCAAAGGAAAAACAAACCAAAUUGCCAGUCUGAGCUGCCCCAAUGGUUGUGGCAAGUACAGAAAAGAAAGAAAGAAAAGUAGAGGCUUUUGUGUCAUAACGCAUAAAGAGAAGAGUCUUAAGUUGCCAGAGAAAGAUUAUUUACAUCAGAACCUCAAAGGCAGACUUCACAAUAUUAGUCAAAGGCCAAACACGGGGGCUUUAUUUACAGAGGGCAACAUUAAAUAGCACUUUGAAGCAACGAUUGUCAGACACAGACACUGAAGUUUUUGCAGCCCGACUGAUAACACAGAGCGUUAUUGUGACCUCUGCUUCUGGCUAAUCUGGGCCAGGCCUGGCCCCAAUCCCUUUUUGGUGGGGAGAGAGGCAGCUUGGAGAUCUGCAGUGUGUGGAGGGGAGUCGGGGAUUGCACUGGGGCUGGGCUUGGUGGACCCCUGCCCUGCCAAUCGACAAGGACAUGGGCCAGCCGUGAUCAGGGCUGCUGUUAAUGUCAGUGUGUGGCAGUGGGCAAAAUCCCAAGGAGUUACUGUGGAGUCCCAGAGUGGGAAUUGUGGCUUUACCGAUUGGGAGGCGCCUAUUGCUGCCUUUGCUCCUUUCCCUUGCUCUUCCACGAAACCGGUGCUAUAUCCACACACUCAGUCUCGCUACGUGUAACUCUCCUGAGAUGGCCGCGGGACCAAAUUCUGCUAUGUAUAUUUUGCAGUCACACUUUCCAGCUGUGAAAUGUGGUAUUGGCCCCAGAACCGAAGCAUCCUAGGAAUCCUGGGUGUGGUGGGCAGAUGAGAGUAGCUUACAUACACCAUCCCUAAACUGGAUGCACUGGCUGCUGACGGGGGACAAAUCAGGGCUAGCUUCUGACCUUAGUAACCUGUGAGCAGCUCACCUCAAAGACUCCCUCCUCCCCGCGCAAGUCUUGCAGCUCAGCAGAGUUGGCCUCACCUUCUUAACUCUUCCACCUCUGCACCAAGUUCAGGAGUUGUUGAUUGCUGGUUGAAAUCUAGAGGGGAAUGAAGGCCUGGGAGGUGCAGCCCCUCUCUGGGAAGAGGCUACAAGUUGACCCCCACGUAGAAUCAUAAAGGUUGGAGGGGCCCGUAAGGGUCCUCUAGUCCAGCCCCUGCAAUCAGUAACCAUGGCUAGGCUGAAAGAAGACAAUUAAUAGGCUCUCCUAGUAACUUUGGUGGGGUGGAAGAAGGAGCCAAAAUGCCGUUCUUUCAAAAGCUGCCUAGCUGCACCCCUCAUAAUAUAUCCAUUGUCUCCCAAUCUUCCAUUGUAAACCCGGGGCAGGGGCGGGAAAAGAUACGACCCAUCACAAAACUGCUACUUUUACACCCUAGGAAAACCACUUUCCCUCCUCAGGGAGUGAAUGCCCACAGAUCAGCUGCAUAAGGAUGGUGAUGAUGACAGGCUUGCUUCAUAAUAAUUCAGCAUUUGCUUAUGCCUUGCUGCUUACAUGGAAUAAGUGCUCUUGUGAUCAGAUGCACAGUUAUAAAUGAAUAAUUACUAAGUGAAUAUUGUGUAAUUGCAGAGUGAGAGUGGGAGUCUGUUCUCCGCUAACUUCUCUUCUAAACAUUAUUUUAAAAAAUAAGAAUUGGGACUUGAUAAUCUUUGAUUACUCAGAGCUUGCUAUGCUCAAAUAAAUGGGGGCACAUUUCAUCAGGAAUGUACCCAAGACAAACCCCGAAUGCAUCCAGGGCAGUCCCUUCACAAGAAUAAAGGUAAUGCUGUAGGAUGGAUGGGCUGGGCCUGCUUCCAAAUGUGCUGGCAAACUGGGCUUUCAGGUGGUUCUUGCUUUCCAGAUACAAUAGCCUCCAGUUCACAAAAUCAUAAAUUUGUAGAGUUGGAAGGGAUCACGAAGGUCCUCUAGUCCAACCCCCUGCAAUGCAGGAAUCUUUUGCCCAGUGUGGGGCUUGAGGCCACAGCCCUGAGCUUAAGAGUCUCAUGCUCUACCAGCUGAACUAUCCCAGUUGGCUGUGAGGGGCUCUCACUCCACCUUCUCCAACUGGGUGCCCUCCAGAUAUUUUAGACCACAACUCCCAUCAGCUCCAGCCAGCACACUUGUUCUGACUGGGAACUGUAGUCCAAAACAUUUGGAGCAUUCCCAGCUGGGGAAAGCUGAAUAACUUGUGAGACCUGGCCAGAGUAAUGAGCCACCCUUUCUGGCCUCACUCUGUGUCCUCUGCAAGGCUUCAGCAUUUAUUUUCUAGCCUUCCUGUGGUCUCCUUGAAGCCCUGCCUCUGCUCAGCCCCUCUGUUUAACCAGCCUACCUCCAUGUACUCAACACCCUUUUCUCCCUAUAGCCCCUUUAAAGACUUGGGGAAGAGGGGAACAAAAGAGAAAGUUCCUCUGGCAGCAACCGCAGAAUGCCAUGACCUCCCCACUUAGCAGUGGUUCCCCAUGUGCUUGGCAAGCCUUGCUUUUCUUUCCUGUGCCCAUGCCUCUGUAAACUGAAGGGAGUGUGUCACACAAUGAAAGCUGUUGGCGCAGCAAAAGCAGCAGCCCUUAGAGAGCAACAGGAUUCUUUACAGAGUUGUUUUGGCCUUUGGAAUCAAAAGAGCAGUUUCCUUCCAGGGUAGCUGGCAUGACUCCCAACUGAAUCUGAGAAAAUAUGAGCCCCCAAGCAUCUUUCCAUAGCAUUCAUGAGCCCCUGAGCCCCUCUCAGCAACGAUACGCCCACAUCUCCACUGACAACAUUCUGCAAACACAGUGUCGCCACCACCCCUUCCUCACACAUCAUGGGGAAACUUGUAAAGUGUAGAGCUUAUAUGGUGGUCCACUUCUGCUCCUAAAUAUUAUUUUCCUGACCAGAUCUGCUCUGUUUCACAGCAACUGCCUUUCCUGGAGAGAAUUUGGACCUUGGUUUGCAUUGCGUGGCCUCAGUCCGCCAGAUUCUGACUACACACCUAUAAUCAGGGCUUCCCCCCCAGCUGGAACUCACCAGAACUCAGUUCUGGCACCUCUCAGGUGGGCACCAUUGCUUCCAGCACCUCCUUUUCUAGAAAAAUUGCACUGCCUGGAAUCAUAGAAUUGUAGAAUUGGAAGGGACCCAAUAGGUCAUCUGUUCCAACCCCCUGGGUGAAAUCGAGCAGCCGUUCUUCAGACUCACUGCCUGAGCUGGCGACUUGGUCUUUGGAGGUGCCAUUUCAGUGCUGGGAAAAGGAAGAUUCUCAGUGAGGUUUAAAGGUCUGGGAUACAAAUAUAGCAAUGAAUAAAUUCAAGAUUACAUUGAGUGAUAUAUAUGAGAGCAUUGGUUGUGGCUUACAUAGGAAGCUGCCCUAUACAGAUUCCAUAUAGCUCAAUAUUGUCUACACUGAUUGGCAGCAGCUCUCUAGGGUUUCAGGCAGAACUUUCUCCCAGUCCUGAAGAUGCCAGGGAUUGAACCUGGGAUCUUCUGCUUGCAAGGCAGAUGUUUGGCCACUAAGCUAUGGCUCCUCCCCACACUUUGCAUUUGUUUGCAUUGAAUGGCUAUAGCAAACUUAACAGCUCAGGCCAAUCAGGUAAUUCCGCCACCUUCAGUUUUCAUGAUUUUGACAUGCACACCUAGCAAAUGAAAUCGAGGCUACAGCAGGCAGGACCAGUGAGUUGCCCAGAAAUUGGAGGGCUUCCCAGGAAGAAGGAGACAUGGCCCCAACCCUUCCCAAAGGGAUCUCCUGCAUAAACCGCCCAUUCAACCUACCAUUUAAGCAACGUUUGUGUAUAAUGAACAUCGUUUGAUGUUAUUAGCUGGUCUGUGGAAGCACCAGAACCAGAGAAGCCUUUUGUUGUAGUAGUUUCAAAACAGCAGGACAUCUCCAGUCACUUAUUCUUUAUAAAAAUGACUGAGUUCUAAAAUAUUCAUUCCCUUUUGUCUGUUGAGGAAAAGGGGAGGAUUUGGUCCUUAUUACAAGAGAAAUGAGUUUCUCUAUGCAAAGCACCAGUAUAAUUUUUGAGGUACAAGAAGAGUGAAAUCUCUCCUUCAGUGAGUUUAAAAGGAGAAAUGCAUAGCUGUCAACUUUCAGAUUUGAAAAUAAGGGAUCAGCAGCCUCACCUGUCCCGGGAACAGUCUACGGGAUAUCUAAUAAUCCGGGAUAGCAGCGGGAAGCGGCGCUGGAAUAAGGGAAUUUUCCGCAUAAAAAGGGAAGGUUGACAGCUAUGGAAAUGGGGUUGGUUAUUUUACUCUCAAAAUGUACUUGUAUGCACCAGCGGAGCUCCCUGUGUGGACACACACUCCCCACUUUCUAACAAAUGGGAUAAAAGAAGCAACUUCUCUGGCUCAGAUAGGAGAUGGUUCCUUUAUGAAGGUGUUGCUUUCUGGGUAUUGUGACACAGAAACCUGAUCUACUCCAUGUGAGCAGCUCUCGCCCAUUUCAGUGUGUCUUGUGCAGGAGAACAUGCACGUAGAUUGUGCCCAAAUAGAUUUGCAUUACCCUUGUGAUUCUUUGCAUGGACAUGUUCACACGAGAGCAAAAGGCCAUUGAUUAAGUCUCCCUAACUGGCCAGUGGCAGAGGUAAUGCAUAGGGGACUCUUGUCAAUUUCAGUUUCUCUCUGUUAUUCCAAUCUUAAAUCCAGUUCUUCACAUUUCCACAUCAGUUUGCAAUGUAUUUUUUAAGGCCUGCUGGAAAUUCAUUAGCAUUUUAGUGUGAAUUUCCUCUAACACGCACAUUUCUGUAUGCCAUUUUGCCUAAUAACAAAUUUUAGCAAAGCAUAUUUUCUUCAAACACAACACAUAUUUGUAUGUUAUUUUUACUAGUCUAUGCAUAGGUACAGUAUGCACAACUUUACCUCUGUAGAUGCAUUACUGUACACACCACUUUCUAAGAAAACUGCAAUGCAAAAUUUGGAGGAUAGUUGUUCUUCAAUUUGUAUAUUGUUUUGGGAAGUGUGAAUUGGUAGUGUUGCCUUUCAGUGCAAACUGAAUCAUAUUUCUUCCCCCAUCUCUAGUGCUAGAACACACAAAUUUGUUCUGGAGUGGGAAAUAGCAGGGGUUGAAGUGUUAAAGUCUCCUGCAACACCCCCAAGAAUCCUGAUCUGGAUUGUUUCCCCCACCCACAGCACCCCAGCAACACCCACAGAAAAAACCCCACCCACAAAAUAACCCCACCAUUCACACUUUUGCUAAUUGUGCAAUGGUGUCGUGCUUAGUUUGGCCCCAGCGCUAGUGAAGGAUCACACUUGUGUGUAACCUAAUCCUAACUGUUCUUUUCUUAACUUUAGAAAAACCUACUUCUGGUGGGGCAAUAAGAGAAGUGGCUUCACAUAUCCACCUAACAUUUUCACCUUUCUUAAAUCACCCCGCAAAUGUUUCUUCUUCUUGCUGAGUCUCAAAAUGCAGAACAAAGAACAAUGUUCAACUACCAGAGUGGAGGCUCGGAUUGGAACAGGGAACUAACUGACUGGCAGGGAAAGUGUUAAACACGGCUCAGCCCCCCAAUUUUCUCAGUCCUGGUCACUCCACCAGAAGCAGCAGCUUCAUUUUCAGAUGAGGUGAAACUGCCAUGAUGUGCCUGUAAUGCUCAGCAUGGCUUGAAGAAUUUAAGGGCAGGAGCAUCCAGAUGUCUUGGACCACAACUCCCAUCAGCCCCAACCAGCAUGGCUAAUGGGCAGGAAUGAUGGAAACUGUAGUCAGACUACACCUGGCUGUCCCCAACCCUGCCUGGGAGGAACAAAGAUUGCAGCAGACCUCUUUGGUGGGUCCCCAGCCACUGCCCCCCCCCCCCGGAUCCGGCCAAACAAAGGAAAACACUAACGGCUCUAAUUAACUUCCGUUGGAAAUCUGUAUCUGUGUCCCAGCCAAGCAUCGCGAGUGAUGCUCAGAUCACUUCUAAAUGUGAAUGCAGUAGAGAGAGCAGAGGCAGGCCAUUUCUGUGCAGAACCUGCACCCCCAUCCAAGUGGCUCUCAAAAGCAAUUUACAGCUGCAGCAAAUUUUACAAUCACUUGUGAAAACACCUCAAGCGUGAUAAAAUCCCUUAAUAGUGCAGUAAGUGAGAAAAUAGUAUUUUUGUAAGCUUUCCAUCGUAUUAUCUGUUGUGAUUACACAAGUGACAUUAUCGGCAGUGUUUGUGGCUGUCUUGAUAGUCCAGACAACCAAACUAGCACUUACGUGGCUGAAAUGGAGUUAUCGUAAUACAUAUUUUCCUUAAUGUAGUGCAGGUGGAACUUGGGAGUAUCUGAUUUAUUUCCCACUAGGGCAUCAGCACUUUACCAGCAGCUGGAACAGAGAGGGCCUCUCUAGAUCUGAUGGAGCUGCUGGGUGGCCACAACUGACCAUCUAAGGACAAGAAGCUCCCUUAGAUCAAGCCAGGUCCCUGAUACACCUCACCAAGCUUCAGCCACUGCAACUGGCAACAGAUCUCAGAGGCGUCAUCAGGUGAGAGACCUCCUUUGGUCCUGUGACCUGGUGUCCUUUUCUCACCCGAGACACCUCAAAUUGAUCCCUGGAUCAUGUGCAUGCAAAGCACAUGCUCUACCCCCGAGGAGACGUGUGCGUGCGUGGGGAUAUUGCAGCCCAUAAAUCUAAGCGGGUUUCAAUCCAGAACCAGUAGACAGUCCUCAAAACAAGGGAAAUCAUUCCACCAUUUGUUAGCCUGGAUUGUGAACCGGGGACCAGCCCCCUGCUCAUUUUGAAGCCUGGAGCAGAAAAUCCACAGGGUACCCCCAGUACGUUGAGAAGUUCUCCUGCACAAGCCCCAUCAAAAAGAAUAUGAGAUGUGCAAGAGACUCACCAUCCUCUUGUACACCUCACAGCGACUUCCAAUGAGGAAGAGCUUCUUGGUGGAUUGUGCCCCAGGGGUCAGCUCUGUUCUCUUCCCCUUUGCCAGCCUAAUGGCACCUGCCCAACCUUGUUCCACCUGCAGGGCAAUCCGCUGGCACAGGGGGAGCCAGUCCUUAUAUUAAAACACCCACCUUCCCCAAAGGCAUUUAGUGUCACUCGUUCGUACGGAAAGGAGGUCCCUGGUGCUCAGCUGGCUCCUGGGUCAGAUCCUUGCCCAAGAAAUCCCACACCCUUCUCCAAGGGCAUCUCGGCAGCCGAAACAGCUUGUCUGCUUCAAAGUCCAGAGCAAUUUCCGUCAGAGAUUAAUAGCGGCAAUUGGAUCAAGCAACCAAAAAACCAGUCCAACCUCCCGUUCCGCAGGUUCCCUGCUUCAGCAAGGGAUCAGCACUCUCCCCAGUGCACACCAUUAUUUCUGAAAGUGACCCGCUGUGCACUAGAAAGCAGUCCAUGGGAAACUUCCACGCAUGGGCCUGACGUGGCUUGGGACGUUUGCGCUGUGAAGUGGCUGGCAUUCAGUGGCAAGCACCUCUCCGUCCCAAAGGGAGCAUUUAAAAGGACAGACUAUCUUGGUUAUAUCCUUGGAUUCGUGGCUGGGAGGAGGGUUGUCUCACAAAUCCUCAGAAAGCAUUUCCUCACCUUCCCAAGCAAAUCCCAUGGGGGAAAAACAUUCCAGGGUCCUCAGCCUCUCUUUUUCGCCGUCCAAAGAGAUGCCACUGUAAGGAGAAGUUUUCCCUGUGGUGGCAAGAGCAGAGGGAGUAGCGGAAGGCAAGAGGAAGAAGAAAAAGAGGAGAAAGGAGGAGGAAGAAGAAGAGGAGGAGGAAGAAGAGCAGGGAGAAGCAUCCAGGAGAGGACCUCAAGACUCUGUCUUCUCUUUCUUUUUGCUCUUUUUCAGAAAGGAGGGGGCCCGGAAUUUCUUUUUCUUCUUUGAAGGAGACUUGGAUGGGGAGCCCUCGGGUGACACAGGUCCACUGGUGACCGUCUCUGUUUUGUCCUUAGGGGCGUCGGUGUCUGCGUUGGUGGUCAUCUGGCUCAUUCCUUUGCUGAGCAGGUCCUCUAUGUUUUGAUCAUCGUCCUUGCCGUUCACCACCACUGUGCCUGGGUCGUCCGCCUUCUGGUCAGCUUCGGCAGGCGCCUGGCCACCGUCCGCCUUCUUCCCACCUUUCCAAAAGAAACAAGAAAUGAGAGCUGAAGAUUCAACUGAUGUCGUCUUUGGAUUGCACCAGGAGUGAUGCAAAACAAGUAGUUCAAGUGCAAGACAUAGACGGGAGAGACCUGCUCAGCCAGGAGGCUCACUGGGUGACCUUGGGGCCAGUCCCUGUCUCUCAUCCUGAUCUACCUCACGGGGUUGUUCUGCAGAAAGGGGCACAGGGGUGUGUGUGAAACAAUAAUAAAGGGCUAGAACAGAUGGGUGACAAUACGAUUGGGAGUGAGGGGAUGGAGAGAAUAAAUAAGGUGCGUUCAAGAAAACAAACACCAGUAACUAAUAUUGCUUCCUCACC
Messenger RNA from Podarcis lilfordi (Lilford's wall lizard), 13257 nucleotides. The record is from the annotation of a GenBank genome assembly. Lineage: Eukaryota; Metazoa; Chordata; Lepidosauria; Squamata; Lacertidae.